Hippocampus zosterae (dwarf seahorse) is the source of this 3609-nucleotide messenger RNA. RefSeq names its product RNA-binding motif, single-stranded-interacting protein 1 (gene rbms1b). The coding region runs from base 257 to 1435 and encodes 392 amino acids. Gene Ontology annotation, cellular component: cytosol; nucleus; ribonucleoprotein complex. The record is from RefSeq and is a predicted model, not a curated record. Gene Ontology annotation, molecular function: poly(U) RNA binding; mRNA 3'-UTR binding; poly(A) binding. NCBI's taxonomy places the organism in Eukaryota, Metazoa, Chordata, Actinopteri, Syngnathiformes, Syngnathidae. The transcript is spliced from 13 exons.
UUGCUUCCCACUGACUGCGAGUCAUGAAGCCCGUCAAACAGACGAGGCAGGGCCACGGUCGAAGUUGGGAUAGGGCCGUCUGUUGCCGGAGAGUCGACGAUAUCGAGGCUGCUUGACCACAGAUAUGCUCACAAUUCCAUUUUUAUGCCCGUCGUCAGCCGAGUGAGCGGCCGACAUAUGCCAGCCGGUUUCCUACUUUUAGGCGAGGGACUUAGUUAUUCAAGUAAAAGCCAACUCUCCCUUCAGCAGACCGAGGAUGAUUUUUUCUAAUACUGGAAACCCACUAAGGACUCAGUUUCGCAAACAGUCACCCGUUAGCCUCCUGUCUCAUCCCAUGGCUCCGCCCAGCCCAAGUAACAACAGCAGCACCAACAACAGCAGCAGCAGUAGCACUGCAGGCUGGGAGCAACUCAGCAAAACCAACCUCUACAUCCGAGGCUUGUCCCCGUCAACAACAGACCAUGACCUGGUCAAACUCUGUCAGCCGUAUGGCAAAAUUGUAUCAACAAAAGCCAUCCUGGACAAGACGACAAACAAAUGCAAAGGAUACGGCUUUGUGGAUUUUGAUAGCCCCACCGCAGCUCAGAAAGCUGUGGCUGCCCUAAAGACCAGUGGCGUUCAAGCUCAGAUGGCCAAGCAACAAGAGCAAGACCCAACCAACUUGUAUAUCUCCAACCUGCCCCUAUCCAUGGACGAGCAGGAGCUGGAGAACAUGCUGAAGCACUUUGGCCAGGUCAUAUCCACUCGUAUCUUGAGGGACUCGGGCGGAGCGAGCAGAGGAGUGGGAUUUGCCAGGAUGGAGUCCACAGAAAAAUGUGACGCCGUCAUUUCUCACUUCAACGGCAAGUUCAUCAAGACGCCUGCCGGUGUUCCAGCACCGGCUGAACCUUUGCUUUGCAAGUUCGCCGACGGCGGGCAGAAAAAGAGACAAAGCCAAAACAAGUUUGUUCAGAACGGUCGCGCUUGGCUCCGAGAUGGAAACGCCAGACUGGCUGGAAUGACGCUCACGUAUGAUCCCAGUGCAGCUGCCAUGCAAAACGGAUUUUUCCCGACAGCGUACAGCAUUUCCAACAGGAUGAUUGCUCACACGCCCUUGUCCACGUACAUGUCUCCAGUUUCAGCAUACCAGGUGCAGAACCCGUCGUGGAUGCCUCAUCAGCCCUACAUCAUGCAGCACCCCAGUGCAGUCAUAUCGCCCUCUGUGGAGCCAUCGUUGUCGCUGCAGCCGACAUCCCUGAUGACUCCCCUGGCCCAGCAAAUGAGUCACAUGUCUUUGGGCAAUGCAGGAGCGUUCAUGGCCACCAGCAGUCCGAUGCAGAGUGCUUACAUCCCUCAGUACGCGCAUAUGCAGCCAGCAGCUGUCCCCGGAGAUGAAAAUGGAGUCGCGUCUCAGGUGGACAACCCGUCGUCGUACGUCUACCAACAAACCAAGUAGUGCAGACUUAACGUUUGGACAACCACUACAGCAAUCCCGGCAACAAAAAGCAAUGAACGCUAUACAAGGCCUUCACCGUUUUGCACUGGUUCUACAAUUGUCGCGAGGCUAUUUUUUUUUUUGCGCGACCGUUUUGGAGGAGCCGAAAAGAAUACUCUUCGCUUUAUCAAAUGAUUUUAACAAGUACUAAAAGACCAUGUUUUGAAAAGUUUUUAAACAUUUUCGUACAAGAAAAAAAAGGUUUAUUUUUUACCAAAGAUUGCCAGCAAAUACAAGAAGAAAAAAAAACCCGUGCAUAAUGGUGAUCAAUGUCUUUUUCUGCUUUGAUAUUUGGACGUUUUUUUUUGUGCUUGCUGUGCGAGUGUUGCCAUGGCCAAGUGUUUCACGUUUUCCUCUCCCGUCGUGCUUUCAGAUGACAAUGCUAUCCGAUUACACCUUGCCUUAACAGUUUUGCUACAGUGAUUGUUUAGAUCGCCACCAAAAACUACAAAAAAACGACACAAAAAAAAAACAUGGAAGCGAGGGGCUGUUGCUUUGUAAAUGAGCUACGUCAUGUGUUUUUGCGGCACCAGGCCUACGGAGUAGAUGUAGAAAUGUACUGACGCCUGUUGAUUUUAUUUUUAUAUUUAUUUGGAAAAAGAUGACUUUACAUGGUCCGAGAUUUUUUUUUUGCCGUUGGAUCUAGCCUUUUUUUUUUUUGCCCAUCUCAUUUAAGCUAGCUGACAUUAAGUUGGUGAGGCAAGAAUCCUUUUUUUCGUGGUAACUUUGGGUUGCUUUUUAGAUGACUUUUUAAAAAAAAACGUUUAUUUAACAAGCCAAGAGGAACACAUAGAUUUAGAACUGUACACACGCACACACGCACACACGCAACACGCGACAAAGCCUUGACAAUGGACUUUGUGGGAGCUAACAGGAGACACGUGUUGUAUCGUACCUCUGUUUUGAAUAGGAAACCAACAGUCGGCACUUUGUUUUUAUCACCAAAGAUUAGAAGUUUUAUAUACGGAGGAAACAGAAUCGUGUCUUUUACCAGAAAGCGGGGUGACUCUCCAAAGUAAAGCUUGCGGCGACGGACUGUGCCUUUUCUCAACAUUUACACUCAGCUAGCAUACGGACAGGUAGCGGUAAAUAUGGAGGCUAGCAAGCGUAAAAGUCAGCCAGAAUCCAACAAGUGCCACAGACUAUGUUCUGACAGAAAAGGAGACGAGGUAAUAUGAUAAUGAGGAGCUAGUGUUAAAAAAAACUAAAAUGUGGUUUGAUCUGAUAUGACAAGUGGUGCUUUCAAUAUAUAUACAUCUAUCUUUCUCUAUAUUGUUUUGGCUAACAUUCUUGAUCAAGGUGCCCUUCUGCUAUUCCAACAAGUGGUCAGUCAGACCAGAUAUCUACCUCAGUUUUUCAAUGUUCCUCAGUUCUAAACCGGGUUAGCUAGUCCAGCCCACUUCCCAGACCAAAUUCUACGCUCAGGAGCUGGUCACACGGUGUCGUUUCCUGUAGGAUUUUUUAUUUUUUUUUCCUGAAAAGGUUUUUCCUCCAAACAUCUUUGUACGUUGUGUUUUUGUUUUCAGGAAGGGGGGAGUUCAAACGCACGCUUCCAGCUUUAGUCAACAACUACUUUCGCCUCAGUAGAUUCCAAGGACAAUAAGUUGGUGUUCACUGGAUAUGUGCUCAUUUUCUAAUAGUUUGACACCCCAUCGUGGGUGGAGAACAAACUCACAAGCGCCAUUAGUUGGGUGUCAAGCGUUACUGAGGUUAUGCGUCACGCCCGAGACUGAGAGCUAAUAUCGUUUUGUGAGAUUUUGCUGCCCGAAAGGCGUCUAAACCAAGUGCCAUAGUAUCGGGGGUCAAAAACUGCAGCAGUGUGUCAAAGAAAAACUGCUCUCACAAGCAACCAUCAUGUUGAACAGUCAUUGGGUUGUAAUGAAAAGAAAGGUAAUUUAUAAAGAUGUUUUUGUACAGAGAUUGAGGAAGAGGUUUAUGAAAAGUUUGGUUUUGUCGUUAUUGAUUUGUACCGCAUUCUUGCCUGUGGUGAUUUAUUUGUACAGUAAAAAGCUUCUUUAUGUCCGUUUGGUAGUGUUUGUUAGGGCCGAACUUGGUUCCCCUUGUAGAUUUCUGCCUCAGGUUUAUUCUUUUUACUUGGAUUUUUUUUUAAAUAAAAGGAAACUGAUUUUUUUGUA